AAAAGAGACGAUCGUUUAUGAAAAUGGGCGUGAAGGAAGGAACGAUGAGAAAGAUCGCCGGCGAUGGUUUAUCGGUCAAUCUCCACUCGAACGAGCAGAUCCUCGAGAUCAAGGGUGACGGAUGCGACAUCACGAUGUCGAAGAAUCGUGGCAGCGUGAAAGUUAUAGGAGAUGGUUGCCGAUUGAGGAUCGUUCAGAACAUGGGUGACGUGGAGUACACGGGGGACGGUGGCCAGGUACUUUUGGGCCCGAAAUCCAGCAAGGAUAAGAAAGUGAAGUACGUUGGGGAUGGUGGUAGGAUAAAAUUCGACGUGGAGUUAACGAUGAGCAACCGGAAGUCUCGUAAGGAGGAGGGAGCAGGGAAGGGGACGGUGGACGAGGAAAAGAAGAAGAAGGGUCUCUCUGAAGAAAGGAAUGGCGCGAAGAAUCGGGAAGAGAUGGAAAACAGUUUGAACAGGAGAAAAGAACGAAACAAAAUGUCCGGCAGGGAGGAGAAGAAGGGGGAGAGGUUGAGGACCAGGAUCGUUACCACUUUCGAGUACGACGAGAAGAUCGUGAAGAAGUGGUUCGUGAAUCCGGAUAAGGUGAUCAGAAAUUUGGGAGAUGCAGGUCCUUUCGUGAAAAUUGUGCCGAAAGAGAAAAAGAAAACGAAGAUUUAGGUAGGAAAUAACAAUAUAAAAAAAAAGGA
Molecule: messenger RNA, 688 nt
Organism: Apis florea (little honeybee)
Lineage: Eukaryota; Metazoa; Arthropoda; Insecta; Hymenoptera; Apidae
Source: RefSeq, a predicted model, not a curated record